AUGGUGCAUGAACGCCACGGCGUCGUCUGCAGCCAACACGCAGCCGGAGCUGUUUGCCUGGACGUUCGAGAAGAGCUGCUGCGUCGGAGACGGACAUCCGAGACGGCUUCGGCAAUUGCACCGGGCGUCGCCUUGGACCCUUUCGGCUCGUAUGGUAAGCGCGCAGCUCAUAGCGAAAGUCACAAUUGGUUGGCGAUGGCGACAUUAACUUACGGUGCGGUGGGUGCAGAUGAGUGCUGUCCGCAACCGGCGUUCACCGUUGACAGCGCGGAAUUGAUCAAGAGACGAUCAAGGGUUCCGAUGACUGAGAAGUAA
Molecule: messenger RNA, 315 nt
Organism: Purpureocillium lilacinum
Lineage: Eukaryota; Fungi; Ascomycota; Sordariomycetes; Hypocreales; Ophiocordycipitaceae
Source: RefSeq, a predicted model, not a curated record